AUGACUUCGGCUGCUUCUUUGAUGCCGCCUUCGCUGGUGCCUGCAUCUCCAGCGCUGAAGCCAUCUCAACCUCCAGGACAAGGAAAACGGAGUCGCAGAAUUCUUUCCCCCCCUCCAGGUGCACCAGGAGGUCCCGGAGGUCAGCUUUUGCUCGGUCCCGGGAGCACAGCGGCUGGAUUUGAAGCGGACCUCGUUAAUCCUGAAGGCUACGAAGUGAAUCGCAGCUCCGAGAGCAAGGUCAUCGACGUUUGGACGGAAUGGAAGGAGGGUAUAAACGGCGGGCCGUCCAUUGAGAAGCUUGAAGAAGCACGCAAGCGCGACCGCAAAUGCGUUUGGUGGAGGCAUAAGAACGAUUACAAGUAUUGGAGCAAGCAGAUGCGCAUUAUUCACGCUAUUGAGAAGAAGGCCGCCGAGCUGGGUGGAAGCCUGGAUGCUGCGAUUCGUUACUGGGAAGAGAUUUUGCGUGUGGAAUUUGAAGGCAGCAUUUCCAAGCUGCGAGAAGCCCUUGGUGGUGAAAAGGCUGUUCCUGGCGGUGCCGAUGGCCGUGAGCCUGGCUCUGGUGUUUCUGAAAUGAGCAGUUUCAAACGGCAUCGGAAGGAGCUACUCCAGAAAGCUGUUGAGAGAAUGAAGCACUGGCCUGAGCAGCAGCAGCUUCUUAUGAAUCAGCAGCAGCAGCAGCAGCAACAGCAUCAGCAGCAGCAGGAGCAGCAACAGCAGCAGCAGCAGCAGCAACAGCAACAGCAGCAGCAGCAACAGCAACAACAACAGCAGCAGCAGCAACAACAGCAGCAGCAGCAGCAGCAGCAGCAGUUGAUGGAGCAGCAACAGCAACAGCAGCACCAAAUGAUGGCAGAGGAUGCAGUUCAAGAUGGAGUGCAGGAGCAGCCCUUGGCAAUGCCGCAGUCACAUCCACAGGCCAUCACUCAGAUUUGGCCUCACACGCCAUGUGCGGGCCUGGUGCGCGACGACUCGCGUCCAUUCUCCCCCGCGUUUGGGUUCGGCGCCUCGAUAUGGGAACAUCCCGUCCUCCCACUCCCCCUCUCGCCCUCCGUCCGCAUCUGUUCCCUGGGAUCCUCGUGGGAGUGGGCAAUGCUGCGCCUGGAGCUCUUUCUCGACUCCACCGUCAAGGUCUUGGGUCCACUCUACGUCCUCAUCGCCCUCGUCCUCAUCCUCGCCAUUGUCUACCUGGCCUUCUCGCUGCUGCUGCCCAUGGCAUGGCCCAUCCACACCCCAGCGGGCAUGCUGCACGCCCUGGCGGCAGCGUGGGUGUCGUUCAACAUCCUCUUCAACUUCUACUGCGCCGCCACCCGACACCCUGGAUCGCCACCGCCCCUCGCGCUACCCGACAAGGAGAUCCGAGGGGCCCCGCAGGGCGAUGUGAGGGUGAGCGUGGGGCGCAUAGUGGCAGACAUGCAGCUCAACCUCUCUGACUCCAUGCCGUGUGUGCGCUGGUGCGACAAGUGUCAGAAUCUCAAGCCCCCACUGACACACCACUGCCAUAUAUGUGAAAGAUGCGUGCUCAAAAUGGACCACCACUGCCCGUGGAUGCACAACUGCAUUGGGCUGCGCAACUACCGCUACUUCUUCCUCUUCUUGCUGUAUCUCUGGGUGGGCUGUGGCUAUGCAGUCACAGUCGCCACCCUGCUUAUAGCCGACAGCAAGAAGAUGGCCCAGCCGCUGCCAGGGGUGAUAUUCACGUUUGUGGUGGCACUGGCAGCGUUCAUAGCGAUAGCGCUGCUGCUGGCGUGGCACGUGUACCUGGUGGCCACAGCGCAGACCACCAUUGACUUCUAUGACUUUGUGCUGCGCUGCCGCGAGGCCAGACGGGCUGGAAGGGUGUGGGUGAACGAGUUUGACCUGGGCGUGUGCCGCAACUUCCAGGCAGUCUUUGACGUGUCGGGGCCGCUAUGGCCGCUGCUCAUGCUGCUGCCACGCACGGCUGUGCCUCGCGGCGACGGCAUUCACUUCCCCACCAUACACGACCUGCGCUCUUAG
This is a messenger RNA of Closterium sp. Naga37s-1, 1995 nucleotides long. The record is from the annotation of a GenBank genome assembly. Lineage: Eukaryota; Viridiplantae; Streptophyta; Zygnematophyceae; Desmidiales; Closteriaceae.